GAAAAUGGUAGCCACUCCUUAUUUAUUUAACGAAAUAGAGCGGAUAUUCCGAAAUACGCCUCUAUAUGCUAUAGUUUUGGAAGCAUUCCUUCUACUUUCUGUGAUAUGGCUAUUGCUUUACAAACGCAAUGGUCGACAACGUUUUACCAAGGAGCAAGAGGAUGAAAUAAUCGAUAAAUACGAACCUGAGCCUUUGGUUGCAGACACGGUCCCUAACCAUCCGUUGUUACGCACACGCUUGGUUCAGUCUAAAGUUGGUAAACGUAUUGUUGUGGAUGGCCAUGAUUGCCUUAACUUAGCAUCUCACAACUAUUUGGGAUUGCUUGAGGAUAGCCAAAUAUUGGAGGAUGCAUGCAAAAGUUUGCGGAAAUAUGGUGUUGGUUCAUGCGGACCGCGUGGUUUCUAUGGUACCAUGGACGUUCAUUUAGAUCUGGAAGAACGUUUGGCAAAAUUCAUGCAAAUGGAGGAGGCAUUAGUGUACUCUUAUGGAUUUUCUACGAUAGCAAGUGCCAUACCUGCUUAUUCAAAGAGGGGAGACGUCAUCUUUGUUGACGAAGCUGUUAAUUUUGCAAUUCAAAAGGGAUUAGACGCGUCUCGAAGUACGAUUUAUUUUUUCAAACAUAACGACAUGAAUGACCUGGAAAGGCUUUUAAAGGAACAGGCUGCACGUGAUGAGAAGAACCCCAAAAAGGCUGCCAAGACAAGACGCUUUUUGGUAGCUGAAGGUAUUUAUAUGAAUACGGGCGAGAUGUGUCCACUGCCUGAGUUGGUUUCAUUGAGAGCAAAAUAUAAGCUACGAUUCUUUCUCGAUGAGAGUUUAACAUUUGGUGUUUUGGGAAAGAAUGGACGUGGACUAACUGAACACUUGAAUGUAGAUCGCAACGAAGUUGAUCUUAUAUCUGCCGGUAUGGAGUGGGCUGUAGCAUCUAUUGGAGGCUUUUGUGUUGGUUCUAAUUUCAUAGUGGAGCAUCAACGUUUAUCUGGCUUGGGCUACUGUUUCUCGGCAUCUUUGCCGCCAUUAUUGGCUCAAGCAGCUAUAUCUGCUCUCAAUCGCUUUGAAGCUGAACCGCAAAUAUUUGAGGAACUGCAAGAGAAGACUACGAUGUUGCAUAAGAGAUUCACGCAGUUUUCGAAGUUGAAAUUGAGAGGAGACGAACUUUCUCCCGUAAAACAUCUGUAUCUAUCAAAAACACUAGAAAACGAAGAAGAGGAACGGAAACUACUAACGAAAAUCGCUGAUACCUGCAUCUCUCGCGGCGUGGCCGUAAUAGAGGCUUGCUAUUUGUACAAUUUGGAGAAACAUUCAAUACGUCCAAGCAUUCGUAUCGCUUCUAAUCGUUUAUUAAGCCUAGAUGAAAUUGAAUUUGCAUUUGGUAUUAUCGAAUCUGUUUCGAGCAGUUUAAUUCUAUAA
Musca vetustissima is the source of this 1411-nucleotide messenger RNA. It is a transcript of the gene Spt-I, whose product is annotated as serine palmitoyltransferase 1. The coding region runs from base 5 to 1411 and encodes 468 amino acids. The transcript has 6 exons. Lineage: Eukaryota; Metazoa; Arthropoda; Insecta; Diptera; Muscidae. The record is from RefSeq and is a predicted model, not a curated record. Gene Ontology annotation, cellular component: endoplasmic reticulum. Gene Ontology annotation, molecular function: pyridoxal phosphate binding; serine C-palmitoyltransferase activity. Gene Ontology annotation, biological process: sphingosine biosynthetic process; ceramide biosynthetic process.